This is a messenger RNA of Phascolarctos cinereus (koala), 4287 nucleotides long. RefSeq names its product SH3 domain containing GRB2 like 1, endophilin A2 (gene SH3GL1). The record is from RefSeq and is a predicted model, not a curated record. Lineage: Eukaryota; Metazoa; Chordata; Mammalia; Diprotodontia; Phascolarctidae. Gene Ontology annotation, biological process: synaptic vesicle uncoating. Gene Ontology annotation, cellular component: glutamatergic synapse; presynapse; cytoplasm. Gene Ontology annotation, molecular function: protein binding.
AGAGCAAGCGCGAGCCAGCGGGAGAGCGAGCGGGCGGGCGGGCGCUGAGGCGGUGCCGAGGACGGGCAGAGGCGGUUGAGGCGGGGGCAGCGGCGGGCGGGCCCGGCCGGUGUCAGCGUUAGGAACUGUCUGGCUGCCAGUCUGUUUGUCUGUCUGUCGCUAGCUGGGUCGGGGCCGGCCGGGAGGUCUGGCUGCGGGAGGCGGCAUGUCGGUGGCCGGGCUCAAGAAGCAGUUCUACAAGGCGAGCCAGCUGGUCAGUGAAAAGGUUGGAGGAGCUGAAGGGACCAAGCUUGAUGAUGACUUCAAAGAAAUGGAGAAGAAAGUGGACGUUACCAGCAAGGCUGUGGCAGAGGUGUUGGCUAGAACCAUUGAGUACCUUCAGCCCAACCCAGCCUCCCGAGCCAAGCUCACAAUGCUCAACACUGUGUCGAAGAUCAGAGGGCAGGUGAAGAAUCCUGGCUAUCCACAGUCAGAAGGGCUCUUAGGCGAGUGCAUGAUUCGCUAUGGAAAGGAGCUAGGAGAUGAGUCCAACUUUGGGGAUGCCCUCUUGGAUGCUGGUGAAUCAAUGAAGCGAUUAGCAGAAGUGAAAGAUUCUCUGGACAUCGAAGUCAAACAGAACUUUGUGGACCCCCUCCAGAACCUCUGUGAUAAAGACCUAAAGGAGAUCCAGCAUCAUCUGAAAAAGCUCGAGGGCAGACGUCUGGAUUUCGACUAUAAGAAGAAGCGUCAGGGAAAGAUACCAGAUGAGGAGCUUCGUCAAGCGAUGGAGAAAUUUGAGGAGUCCAAGGAAGUGGCAGAGACCAGCAUGCACAACCUCUUGGAGACUGAUAUUGAGCAGGUGAGCCAGCUCUCAGCCCUGGUGGAUGCCCAGCUGGAUUACCACAGGCAAGCAGUACAGAUUCUGGAUGAGCUGGCGGACAAGCUGAAGCGCAGGAUGCGGGAAGCCUCUUCCCGUCCAAAGCGGGAAUACAAGCCAAAGCCUAGAGAUUCCUAUGACUUUGGAGAGCCUGACCAGUCCAAUGGAGGUUUCCCUUGUGCCCCAGCUCCCAAGAUCACAGCAGCUUCUUCCUCUUUCCGAUCCUCUGACAAGCCCAUCCGGACCCCCGUCAGGAGUAUGCCACCUCUGGACCAGCCCAGCUGCAAGGCCCUAUAUGACUUUGAGCCCGAGAACGAUGGGGAAUUGGGCUUCCGGGAGGGUGACAUCAUCACACUGACUAACCAGAUUGAUGAGAACUGGUACGAAGGCAUGAUCAACGGCCAGUCGGGCUUCUUCCCCCUCAACUACGUGGAGGUGCUGGUCCCACUACCUCAGUGAAAUGGCUGUUGUCCACAUCUCCCUCCCUGCCCUCCCUUCCUCCUCCUUUCUCCUGUUCCUCCCCCUAAUGAGGAAGGCCAGGCCUGAUCUCCUGCAUUCCAUUUUGUUCUUGGUGACACCAGUCUCUCACUGGAAGACAAAUGGGAUAGUAUUAACCCUGCCCAUGCCAGAAGGGUGUCAGAUUAUCUGGACUGGAUGUCCCCUCAACUCCAUCCUUCCCAAGGCUUUGGUACUUCCUGAGAGACCUCAAGGAGCUUGCUGCCUCCCCCCCCCCCAGUCCCUUUGGCAAAGGUUCAGGCAGCAGAGCCCCUGAGUCCUGACACCUGUGGUCAGGCUCAGCCUGCCCUGGGAAGACCAAGCAGUGGAUGUACCUAGUUGAGUUACAAGUUGAGUAUAGGCAAAGAAGGAUGAGCCAGGAAGUUUUAAUCAGUGUAGGGGGGGUUUGUGGUGUUUAUGGUGAUGGAAGUGGAGAAACACAGUUUGUUUAAAUCACCUAGGUUUACGUAAGACACUAGUGACCGCCCAAACUUUUUUUUGGUGGGGAGGGGAGCAUCCUCCCUCCUUCCACCUUUUACCCCCAUCUUCCAUCUCUAGACUUUGUCCCUUCUUCACUCCCCUUCCACUUGCUGCUUCUGAGGGGCUUGGGUGGACAGGACUCAUUUACUCAACUGACUCCACUAGCCAUGCUCCCCCUCUCAGCCAGUCCCUAGACUCUCAUUUGGGACUGGACUUGGCUGUGAGGCUCCCAUGCAAAGGGGUAACACUAAGGUGCUCUUGAAACACUAAGCUUCCUCUCUAAAUGCUUCCUUCCUUGCCUGAGCAGCCGUUGGUACGCUGCUCUGGCCCCCUACCAAGGAACUUUCAGAGGCUGUCCCUCAGUCUUUUGAGUGUGGCCUGGUUCCUUGGUCCACAGCCAUAGAAAUUCUCAACCUCUCACCCCCACUCAAGGCCCUAGCUAUCACUUGUUCUCAUUCCCUGAGACCCUCAAGUUGACUUGGAAGAUUCUGCCCCCUUCUCUGAACCAGACUGGGAAAAGACCUGCAGAGCUAACUAAAGCAGUACCAAGUGUUAGACCUGGGGCCACAAUCAAGCAUCUCCUAAGAAAUGUUCUGUGUGGUCUUCAGGGAAUGGAGGAAUACUAUGGAAACAACCCCAUCUGCUCGGUUCUUCCCCUGCUGGUCUGAGUAGCUCUCUUUGCUGGCUGUGACCAAAGGUUGGCAGCUGAGUCAUUAGGCCACAGGAUCUCAGAGGAGCGAAGCACAGGAAAGCCAACUCCCUUACCCUAUGGGGCUGUCCCUAGCGUGCCUUGCUGCUUGCAGCCUCCUUCUUGGAGGUUGGAUGUUAUGACUUGAGCUGGAGUUGGGGACUAUUCCUGUAGGCAUCAGCCAGGUCCCUGUUGAGGUCAUGGCCCUCUUGCCUGAGGUUCUGAUGCCUUAACUGGCUGAAAUAAGAAAUUUGGUAUAUUCUCUCUCUCUCUCUCUCUCUCUCUCUCUCUCUCUCUCUCUCUCUCUCUCUCUUCCCCCCCCUCCCCUCCCUUCUCCUUUGCUUUGCUUUCUCCCUCUCUUCUUUCUCUCUUUUUUUCUUGGCAGGAGCUAAUGUUAGGUAUAGCAAUGUGGGAGACUUACUUAUACUAUGGUGGUUUUGAGGUGUAAGAGGCAAUUUGUUCCAUGGCCUGGCUUUUACAUUCUCCUCAGAUUUGCAUCCUUGUAAUUCCAGGAGCCCCAGGCUAGCCACAGCCCAUUGCAGGCAAUGGGUCCUAGAUCCCUUUAGCAUUGUCCCCUUGUGGCUUCUCUGACCAAAAAGCAAAAGUUUUGCAUAGACAGCAUCUCCUUGAGAGCCUGAAGAUCAGCCAGGGCCCAGCAGACUGCCCCGACACCCACAGGCCAGCUGUGAGAGGGGGAGGGGAGGAAUGGUAUGGCAGCUGAGGGCUGAGCCCUAAGGAACAGCCCCAGCUACAUACAACCCACACACAAAGAAGAGCAUUGCCCUGCGAACCCCAGCCCCGCCCCCUCCUCCAGCAGCACUCCUGCCCUGUGUUGUCUCCUCCACUUCAUACUCUUCUAAACACAAGAGUUAUUGCCUCCUUUGCAGACACUGCCCCCCUCUUUGCUCCUCUUAGCUGGCAGUGUGACAGAUACAGAAAGCAAUGUAUCCUUUUAACUUUUCUUUUAACUGAGCAUGUUGAUGGAUGUUUGUUACCCAUAUGGCAGCUGCUGUUACAUUGGCACUGCUAGGGUCCUCCUUCCCCACAAAACAAAACAUGGGACCACAGGAGCCAGAGAGGCUACUGCCUCUCUGGGUUGCCAAGCCCCCAACAAACUAACCUCCUCCUUUGACAGGUUAAGCACAAAGAGUUUGAUGAACUGAACCCUCCCUGAGAAACCUACCAGACUUCGCUGUGGCACCUCUUCCCUAUCCCCUCUCCUUUAUGAUUUGUCUCUCAUCACCUUCUGCUCCCUGAUGCAUCUCCCUCUUCUCUGUGUCAGUUCUCCUGCCUCCCCCCCCAGUCACCUGGUGCUGAGCUGUGUCAGAGUUGGGACCCAGCUGCUGGCCCAUCUCCACUCAUCUCAGUGGUCCUGUACCAAUUUGGGGCAGGUACCUAGGGUCCUGAAGCCUCCUGGGCCAGCCCCAGGAGCAGCAAUGUGAAAUGGCUUCACAGGACCCAGUAAUGCUAGAAUCCCUGUAGUCCCAGCCUGGAGUCUAGUGGUGCCACCCACUAGAAGCCUUUUGGCUUCUAUCCAUUCAGUUCUAGACCAGUAUGGAAAGGAGAGGAUGGAGGUAUAGAUUAGCCAUGUCAUCAUCAUUCCCAUAGGCCAGCAGGAGCCACCAUUGUAUUCAGUUGGGGGGAGGUAGGGGAGAAGGGUGUCUUCAGAUGAUCAAUAUAACUUUUGUUACAGUUUCUCCUUUGUCUAGGGCAAAUCGAAUUGUAAUCUUGAUUAAAAAAAAGUAUUAAAUGUUUUCUCUUUCUAAGA